CCGCUCUACGGGCAGUGGUUGGGGGAGAGAGAGUGUUUCUUUCUUCUCCGAGAAACACUCCUCUCUUUAUCUUCGUGCUCAAUCCCCUCUCAUUCUCUGUUUCCAUUUCUUUAUUCUCUCUCCCUUUCUGUCAUCCCACGUUUAUUUAUUCUAUCUCCCUCAUAUCCAUAUCUUUUAAUAUUACAUGCCCACAAUUUGUUUACUCAUGCAGAUCCCAAGGUUCUUCAUUUUCUUCUCUUAGCUUGGAUUCUUCAUUGGGUCAUUCAAAAAGGACGAGUUUAUAGUUCAAUCUGUCUGUCAUUUCUCGUACUUCAUUUGCCCAUUAAUCCAAACAAGUUCUCUAUGUCUCGUGUUUUCUCGAGAUGGAGGAAGCUGAAGGAAAUGGCGAUGCUUACUUAUGGAGACACAGAGUUGGCUGUUCCAGUACGGUCUCGGAAUAACUGGAAAAAGUGCAAUUUCAUGUUCAAGCAGGUGCGUCCAAUCUCUACCCACUUGAAUCACCUCCCAAUUGCCACCUAUAGACGGCGGGAAUCGCUUAUCGGAGUUCAGAAGAGGUAUAAGUGGGACCAUAGUGGCUCCGAUGACACUCACAAUCCGACAUCACAGACCCGCAAGAUUCGGGCCGAGACUAAUUGCCCGCGCUGCACCAAGCACAUGGCCAUCCUGUUCUCUAAUCACCAUUUCCCCGUUUCUUCUGGUUCUGAUCCCAAUUCUAACCCUUCGGUCCCUCUUCAAGGAGAAGGGGGUUAUCAGGCGGUAAACAUUUGUCCUAGUUGUGGAACUGCCUAUUAUUUUCGACCUUAUAGCAUUGCUCCUCUUCAGGGCUCCUUUAUAGAGAUUGGGAAGGUAACUAACAGUAGUGUUAAUAAUACCGCUAAUAAAACGCCGAAGAGAACUCAUAGCAAAGACAAUGUUCAUGAUGGAGGCUCUGGAGUAGAAGAUUAUGAUAAGAAAAGAAAUAGCAGCGAUAAGCUUAGAGUGACAUUCUGGGACACUCCAAGAUCGCACAAUGGUGAAAAUGGCGGGGAACCACCAGAGAACUGGCCUCCCCCUUUACCAGGCUUGUCUAAUGGAAAUGGGUUGACGGCGCAUACUCCACCAGGCCCACCGCUUCCACCAGGGCUGAAUGCCAUUCGAUCUUCAGGGCCACGGCAAGGUGGCAGAAGCGGGGCUGGCAAAGUGAAGACUAUCUGGGGGGGCUCCAAUUUGGGUAAGGAUUUACCCACGCCGAAGGAGAUCUGCAAAGGUCUUGACAAGUUUGUUAUUGGUCAGGACAGAGCUAAAAAGGUGCUUUCUGUAGCUGUUUAUAACCACUAUAAAAGAAUAUACCAUGCCUCUUUGCAGAAAGGGUCAGGGGCAGAUUCAGGAACUUCAGAAACAUUGGAUGUUGAUCAAAAUGUGGAGCUAGAAAAGAGUAAUGUUCUAUUGAUGGGUCCAACUGGAUCAGGGAAGACCUUACUUGCAAAGACACUAGCUCGUUUCGUGAAUGUUCCAUUUGUCAUAGCUGACGCUACAACCUUAACGCAGGCCGGUUAUGUUGGAGAGGAUGUUGAAUCAAUCCUGCAUAAACUACUGGCGGCAGCAGAGUUCAAUGUUCAAGCAGCUCAACAAGGGAUAGUUUACAUUGAUGAAGUUGACAAGAUAACUAAGAAGGCUGAGAGCUUAAAUAUCAGCCGUGAUGUUUCGGGUGAGGGUGUUCAACAGGCGUUGUUAAAAAUGCUGGAAGGAACUAUAGUAAGUGUUCCGGAGAAAGGAGCAAGGAAGCAUCCACGGGGUGAUAACAUACAGAUUGACACAAAGAAUAUUCUUUUCAUAUGUGGUGGAGCAUUCGUAGAUCUUGAUAAAACCAUUUCAGAGAGACGAGAGGAUUCUUCUAUUGGUUUUGGAGCACCAGUUCGUGCUAAUAUGAGAACUGGUGGAGUAACAGAUGCUGCAGUAACGUCAUCUUUACUUGAGUCGGUAGAAAGUUCUGAUCUGAUUGCAUACGGUCUCAUACCAGAGUUUAUUGGACGGUUUCCAAUCUUAGUGAGCUUGUCAGCUUUAACUGAAGAUCAACUUGUACAGGUUCUCACAGAACCAAAAAAUGCUCUUGGCAAGCAGUACAAGAAAUUAUUUGGCAUGAAUAAUGUAAAGCUACACUUCGUUGAGAAAGCACUGAGACUUAUUGCCAAGAAAGCAGUGGCCAAAAAUACUGGCGCCAGGGGUUUAAGAGCCCUACUGGAAAGCAUCCUAAAUGAAGCCAUGUUUGAAGUUCCAGAUGUGAUGACAGGAGAUGAGCGGGUUGAAGCUGUUCUUGUUGAUGAGGAGUCUGUGGGAUCAAUGAACGCUCCUGGAUGUGGUGGCAAAAUUCUUCGUGGAGAUGGUGCUUUGGAACGAUACUUAGUUAAGCUGAGAGAUUCAGUGGUUAACGGCCAGAUAGUUGAAUCAGAGUUACAAGAAGGAGAAUCGGAGCUUGCAUCAAGAGCCAUGAGCAUAUAAUAGUUAGGCAUACCAUAUUGUUAAGGUGUAUAAUUUAUCCCUUGUGAGUUUUGUUUGUAAAAUUCCAAUUCAAAAGGUGCUUUGAUUAUUUCUUUGUAUUUGCAUGGCUUCUUUUUGAAGUCCAUUGGACCAAACAUGUAGCACUGCUGAUUUAGGGGCUCGGAAUAAGAGAAGGAAGCGUAUAGCAUUGCUAAUUUAGGGGAUACAUAGAAUUUUUCAUGUGAUUUUUCUAUUGUUGUAGAAACACAUGAGAAGAUCCAAUAAUAUACAAUGCUUUU
This is a messenger RNA of Neltuma alba, 2756 nucleotides long. Its product is annotated as CLP protease regulatory subunit CLPX3, mitochondrial. Gene Ontology annotation, cellular component: mitochondrial matrix. The record is from RefSeq and is a predicted model, not a curated record. Gene Ontology annotation, molecular function: ATP binding; ATP hydrolysis activity; ATP-dependent protein folding chaperone. Lineage: Eukaryota; Viridiplantae; Streptophyta; Magnoliopsida; Fabales; Fabaceae. The transcript has 15 exons. Gene Ontology annotation, biological process: protein folding. The coding region runs from base 343 to 2478 and encodes 711 amino acids.